This is a messenger RNA of Passer domesticus (house sparrow), 1934 nucleotides long. It is a transcript of the gene CCDC134, whose product is annotated as coiled-coil domain containing 134. Lineage: Eukaryota; Metazoa; Chordata; Aves; Passeriformes; Passeridae. The record is from RefSeq and is a predicted model, not a curated record. The transcript is spliced from 8 exons. Bases 87 to 776 code for a protein of 229 amino acids.
GGCAGCGGCGGCAGCGGCAGCAUGGCAGCGCGGCGGGCGUGAGCGCCGGCCCCGGCACCGGCACCCGGCAGGCUGCAGUGGCCAACAUGGAUUUUCUCAUCAUCUGUCCCUUUCUGCUGGCCUUGCUGCUGUCCCAGGGCAGCUUCACAGACCUGGAGAAACAGAGAGUAGACUCUGGCUUGGAAAUCUAUAAGAAGCUGUUUGAGGUGAAGCGCAAGGACCAGAUGAAUGCUCUGAAGAACUUGAUUGAGCUCAAUGACGUCAACCAGCAGUACAAAAUCAUUGACAUCAUGCUCAAGGGACUCUUCAAAGUGCUGGAGGACUCCCGUGCUGUGCUCAUCGCUGCUGAUGUGCCUCCUGAUGGGCCCUUCCCUCAGGAUGAGAAGAUAAAGGAUGCAUACUCCCACGUGGUGGAGAACACUGCCUUCUUCGGGGACGUCGUGCUGCGCUUCCCCAAGAUUGUGCACCACUACUUCGACCGCAACUCCAACUGGAACAGCCUCAUCCGCUGGGGCAUCGGCUUCUGCAACCUGACGGGUGUGUUCGAGCAGGGACCCCACUCCCAGGUCCUGCGGCUGAUGGCUCAGGAGCUGGGAAUCAGUGAGAAAUCGCCUGAUUACCGCAAUCCCUUUAAAACGGACCAGUCAGAGUUUUUCCCCAGUGCUGACACCUUUCAGAAGGCGCUGCGGGAUGAGGAGAAGAGGAGGAAGAAGGAAGAGAAGCGGAAGGAGAUCCGCAAGGGCCCACGCAUCUCCCGCUCGCAGUCGGAGCUGUAGCACGCUGGGACUUGUGCCUUGCAGUGGGGGUGACACCACCGGACACAGAGUGGCUUGCUCCCUUUUUGGCAGCUUUGGGCCGGUGCCUGGCCAUUCCCUUUCCAUUUGUGCUGUGGGUUUUGUUUUGUUGCCUUUCGUUUUUGUUCAGUGGAGGUUGCUGGUGGGCUGGCCCAAAGGGCUAAAGUGGGAUACCCCUUCCACAGAGGUGAAGCACAGACAGGACAGCACUGGGGCCAUCCCCUGGUCAGGGUGUUGCUGCCUGUGGGGAAGCAGGGUGUGGGGGACAGGCCUCUGGUGGAGCCCGGGGAUCCCUCCUCACUGCAGCACACCCCACGCUGGAGGUGCCUCCUCCAGCCCGGGUGGGCUGGGGAGUGUGUCACGCCAAACAGCCUCAUGAGCAAUGCUGCUUCUCUCGGUUUUGCUUUUCCUUUAGCUCAACGGGUGAUCUCAUUGGCACCCCCACUGGGUUCUACCUGGUCUCUGCACAGCUGCUACCUCUGCCAGGUCAGACCUUCCCUUUUCCCAGCGGCUGUUUCACCGAGCAGCGUGCGUUUCACUGUCCAGGCGUAGCUGAACAUGCCGAUGGCAGCUGUUCCUGGCCGAUGGCAUCUCGUGGCUGCUGCAGGUCAUUCCCGCAGAGAGGCAAAUGCCCGGUGAAUUUUUGGACAGGAGGAAUUUUGUUACUCAGCCUCUUUGCAGCCAGUGGGUGCCUGUAGUGCAAGUGAUGCUGAAGAUGCUGGGAACCAGCCCUGAGGCGCUGGGAGCCUGUCCCGCUGCCCACGCCCCAUCCCUUCUCUUUGGGGCUCAUCCUCUAAAUGAGUCCCCUUAGCCCCUUGUCAGGGGACAGCCACGUGGCGACAGCAGGAGCCAACCUGAGGGGCUGCGACCCUCCGCGGGGCGUCUGGGCUGCCGUGGGGACAGAGGCGAGGGGCUGGCCCAGGACACAGCCACCUGUGGCUCCUCCCUGUGCCGGUGGCCUCGCAGCACAGCAGCUCUUCCCCAAGGAGCCGGUUCUCUGCACGGGGCUGGCAGCACCACAGCCUUUGAGGAAAGGGAAACGCCGCGGAUUUUUAACAGCAGAGCCAAGUCCCUCCAAUGAGGGGAGGGGGUGGCAAUGGGCGCAUUUGGUUUUUCUUGAAUAAAAUUGACUUUAUUAUA